Messenger RNA from Morus notabilis, 1286 nucleotides. RefSeq names its product ethylene-responsive transcription factor 1B. The transcript has a single exon. The coding region runs from base 102 to 971 and encodes 289 amino acids. Lineage: Eukaryota; Viridiplantae; Streptophyta; Magnoliopsida; Rosales; Moraceae. Gene Ontology annotation, molecular function: DNA binding; DNA-binding transcription factor activity. The record is from RefSeq and is a predicted model, not a curated record. Gene Ontology annotation, biological process: ethylene-activated signaling pathway; regulation of DNA-templated transcription.
ACACACCAAGUCCUACUCAACCAAGAUCACAAACACAUAUAUCGAGUUUACACCGAUAUAUUCAACAACAUACAUAAAAACACACAUUAAAAAAGAGAUCGAUGGAUUAUUAUCAACAAUAUUCCUCGCUCUAUAUCCCAUCAUGUCCAGAUUAUUAUAAUUACUCCGAUCAAUCGUCGAAUUCCUUCAACUCAUCAUCACUCGACCAAUCUCUCUCGUGGAGCCACAACGACAACAACAUGUUCAACGUCUACGACGACAGUCACCAGUCAUCUGUUAAUCCUAAUCCUCAUCCUCUUCCUUUCAACGUGAACGACACGGAAGAAAUGCUUCUCUACGGAGUCCUCGCGGAGGCCGGUACCGACGGAGAUCAUCGGUCGCCGAUAUCGAGUUCGAAUUCUAAUAACAACAACAUCAAAGCAGUGGUAGUUGACCAAGAGGAGGUGAACUCGAGGGCGGCGCCCGAGGACGAGGAGGAGAAGGAAAACGACGGGACCGCGUACCGAGGAGUGAGGAAGCGACCGUGGGGGAAGUACGCGGCGGAGAUAAGGGACUCGACGAGGAACGGCGUGAGAGUGUGGCUGGGGACGUUCGACACGGCGGAGGAGGCGGCGCUGGCCUACGACCAAGCGGCAUUCUUAAUGCGGGGCUCGCUGGCGGUCCUCAAUUUCCCGGCGGAGAAGGUCUGCCAAUCCCUAAGGGAGAUGAAGUACACCUUCCACGAGGGCUGCUCUCCCGUCUUGGCUCUCAAGAAACGACACUCCCUCAAGAGGAAAUCGGCUAAUUCCACGAAGAAGAAGGAUCAGAUCAUGAUCAAGAAUAAUAUUAAGAGUACUAAUCAUGUUAUUAAUACUAAUCAUGCUGUUAAUAUUGCUAAUGAGAUUGUGGUAAUGAAAAAUGUGGUGGUGUUGGAGGAUUUGGGAGCGGAUUACUUGGAAGAGCUUCUAAGCAUAUCCGAACAACAAUAUUAAGAGCACCAAUAAUCCUGCUUAACACUACACACUAAUUUAAAUCGAUACUUAGUGGAGCCCAUCUAGUUGUAAUAUUAAACACCCGUGGUACUCGAAAGUAAUUUUAGUGAGGACGGUUCUGGUCCUUGGUAAAAUAAAAGUAUGAGCUCGUCCACGUGUGAUCAUCUUAAUUGUCCUUUUUGGUUUUACUUUUUCUAUUUGGAUAUGAGAUCUUCAACACUGUACACGAAGACCCAACUCUAUAUCUUCUUUGGAUAAUCACUAUUUUUGUAUAUGUUUACAGAUAAUAUCGAAUCAAUCGAGCUUUUCUUUUUA